GCUCAUUCUCCAAUUUGCUUGUAGCAUCUCAACCAACUACCCACUUAUCAGCGAUGAUCAACCUGGUGUUCCUGCUCGACAUCACUGGCUCCAUGAGCAGUGAAUUGGCUGGUGUGAAGGAGACUGUGCGUCAUCUCGUGGCCUCGGUGUUCGAAGAAGAGUACGCCGUCAUGAUCACCAUCAUCACGUUCACGGAGAGUUCGAAGGGCUGCUACGUGACGAACCACAGCUUCACGGAGGGAGACGAAGCCAUUGAAUUCAUCAAGUCGGUCCAGCUCUGUGCGCCGCCUGGGAUUCCUAUCGUGGAUGCCAACGGAGGUGACGGUGACGAGAACCAGAAGGCCGCUUUGGCUGAGCUACUGACACUAGACAACUCCAUGCCCACUAUCGCUUUCCUGAUCACCGACGCGGGUCCGCAUCUCCUGGCUGAGACCACGACGAGCGAGGCCCAGCAUGAAAUUAAUUACCUCAAAGAGAAGCACUCGAUCAUGGACUCGGACAUGUUCAACGUGCUCGCCUUGGUUCAGGCCCAUUUCGAGAACAACCUCAUUGUGAAUAUCGUCAAGUACAUCAAGAACAGCGACCACCGCAUGUACGGUUGCAUUGCUAAGAAGUUCGACGGAGUUCUCAUCGAACCGAAGGUGCGUGCAGCUCAGCAGCUCGCAAACGGUCUAAUGGUUAUCCUCUCCAAGAUGUUCGACCGUUGUGCCGGAGGAACAUUCACAGAGGGAGAUACUGUGAAUGAUGCGGCUCUCGACACCUUCAUCUUCUACGACCUGGAGGAGUUCACUGUACCGUCAUGUGAAGCCGAUGUCAUGCACAACUACCUCCCGGUGGCUGGAGAUAUGCGCGAUGUGCUCUUCGCCUUCCUAGAUCGCGCCACCGUUGUGAUCGGUGAUCGCUUCGCCAAGCGUGCGAUCGCAGCUUCAGGUUUGAGAGAACAAGUGGAGCUGUUGAUCACUAUCGCGCAGUGUCUAACCGGUAAACUCGGAUACAAUGACGCACUGGAUCGAGCCACUUCACUCGUCGAGAAGAUCCGUGAGUUGAUGCCGGAGGAGCAUCAGAGUCACUUGAAGCUCACUGCAGCGUCACUACCUGGUGUGCUACAGCAAAAGAUCAGCUCUACAAGUGAGCUGGAGGCGUCGGUGAGUGCCAUCACACUGCUUACGACACAGGAGGCGACGGAAGACGCACUGGAGGACGACGAUGUGUUUGACCCAAAGACAGUUCUGCAGACAGUAGCCAGUCUGUUCCUCGCUCACCUCGCAGUGCUGCAGCUACCGGAGAAGAACGGUAAGCCUGACUUUAUGGACGCGUGGUCGGCUGUCAUCUCCAAGAUCUCCCCGGACGUGGUCACCGCUAAGGAUUUUUUGACACUCAUCGGUAGCGAGGAAGCCACAGGAGGACUGAGUAUCAGAGCUCGAGACUACAACUACGCACAGCUCGUGGCUGACCCUGAUGACGCACUAGGCAGCGCUCUCGUGCGUGCAGCUUCAGGCACUCAGGUGCUUGAUAUCCUCACGGGUCUGCUCUCGGGUGCACCAGCAGGUCUAUUCUGUCCGAACAUGUUCCGGGGCACAGUGGCAGCUUCGUUGAUGGCUCUGAUCGAGCAGCGCGACGAACCCUUGAGCGAUUUCCAGUGGGAACUCGUGACCAAGUUGGUGCACUCGAUUCGACUUGUUAUGGGCGGAACGGAGCGUCUACCAACGAUGCCCGUGGAUCCGGAAGCAGCAAUAGGGAAGCUGCUGUUCCGACUGCUUCGUCGCACUGAAGACAAGUAUGACGGUGAGGCUCUCCUCGCAGUGCUGAAGGAGCUGUUGGCUACACGUGUACACAAGUUUAUCCGGUAUAACGAGGCCAGAUACUUGGCAUUGGUGGAGAGCAUGGUCGGGUACACGCACGAGAGCGUAGUGGAAGACGCGUUCGACCCGCACGCACUGGACCAGGAUGUAUGGAAGUUCGAUCCCAACAGGACACAGAGAUUUGUCGUACAGACUCCAUUCUUCCGUGCGUUUGAACGCUGCGCUAACAACCUCGUCCGCUGUGUCACCGUCUCACCGAACAAGUAUGGAGACGACACACAGGUGGUGCCUACUCUCCAGGAGCUUUGGCCAAAUUGCAGCGAGGAGCUGCCGAAGUUCCUGCUACUUCAGAAACGAUCGGCUCGAUACCGUAUCGUUCGUGACUCUGCAUCGGAUGGGAAGAUCAAUUGGGAACUAAACGAUACGUUAGACGAAAGCCUUGAUAGCACGACGUACCAGGCAUUGGCGAUGCAGGUGCUACGUAAGAAGUACGACGAGUUCUUGCGAGAACUGCGUGAGCGUCGAGCCAAUGAAGCGGCUGAGCAGAGAUGGAGUCGGGCGCUGAAGACCGCGCGGGCUUCGUCCAUGGGCGAGUUCCUGGCUCAACUUACUCUCGUCCGCGACAGUGCCAGUCGGGAGUACAAGUUGCUCUGGAAGGCGUUGAAGCAGCUCGCCAGCAGCGAGAAGACAGUAGAAUGCUACGAGCAGAAGCUGGAGGUGCUUAUUACUGGUCGAGUGAAGAAGAGCUCGGAGGAAUAUGAGAUCGUCUUCAACCGCGGAAAUCUGCACCCGCAUCCGACUAAACUCGCCCCAAUGUCGGAGGAUUUCAAGGCUAAGCUCCGUGAACUGCGUCGCAAGUUCGAUUGGCCCCUGCACCACAAGUACCGAGAGGGCAAGCCCAACCACAAUGGUUACUCGAACGAGAAACCUUCUGAGUGGGCCAAGAAGCGCUCGAUCGCCAAGAAAACGUUCUGGGAGGAAGAGUAGAGUAGAUUCGAGCUUGCCAUGUUGCACGUUGAAGUGGUGCAUUGUACGCUUUACAUGCCACGUGAAGUUAUGUAUACCACACGAUGAGAGAUCUUGCAGCAAUUGCAUUCCGAAUAGUGAUUCCUGCAAGUUAUCGAAAUAUAAAAUACUAACCAAGGCUUAGUUUAUCUUUUGAUG
This is a messenger RNA of Phytophthora nicotianae INRA-310, 2966 nucleotides long. RefSeq lists its product as hypothetical. Lineage: Eukaryota; Oomycota; Peronosporomycetes; Peronosporales; Peronosporaceae. The coding region runs from base 54 to 2789 and encodes 911 amino acids. The record is from RefSeq and is a predicted model, not a curated record. The transcript has a single exon.